Mycena indigotica is the source of this 1572-nucleotide messenger RNA. Its product is annotated as Protein kinase domain-containing protein. Gene Ontology annotation, molecular function: ATP binding; calcium/calmodulin-dependent protein kinase activity. The record is from RefSeq and is a predicted model, not a curated record. Gene Ontology annotation, biological process: protein phosphorylation; cellular response to oxidative stress. The coding region runs from base 1 to 1572 and encodes 523 amino acids. NCBI's taxonomy places the organism in Eukaryota, Fungi, Basidiomycota, Agaricomycetes, Agaricales, Mycenaceae. The transcript has 7 exons.
AUGCACCUCUCAAUCAAGGAUGCCCUCCUUCCCCAACCAGCGAGCUUUUACAAGAAGAAGCAUUACGAAGUCCAUGAUGUCUUGGGCAACGGAACUUUUGGCAAAGUCGUCCACGCAACCUGGCAUGUGCCGCAAGAACAGGCGGCUCUGGCUGAACAUGGGGCAUCAGCUGGUAUCGAAUCAGACUCUUCGUCUCGACUAUCGAGGGCGAACUCAAACAUUUCCAAGCCUUCGCGCUCUCGAUCGCCAUCACCGUCCGCUACUUCUACAAGCGCGAUAAAGAAAGAGGUGGCACUUAAGCUCAUUCCGAAAAAGAAAGUAAAAGGCAAUGAAGCUAGCGUUUGGGGGGAGAUGGAGGUGCUUAAAGGACUCGAUCACCCGAAUAUCGUCAAAUUCUACGAAUGGUUCGAAUCGCGCACAAAAUACUACCUAUCGUUCGAGCUAGCUGUCGGUGGAGAGUUAUUUUAUCGCAUCCAGGAGAAGGGCAAGUUCACGGAAAAAGACGCUGUAAAUGUGGUCAAAUCGAUAUUAUCUGGUGUCCAGUACUUGCACGACCAUGACAUUGUUCAUCGAGACCUCAAACCUGAAAAUAUCCUCUACCGUACAAAGGAUGCUCAAAGCGACAUUGUUAUAGCCGAUUUCGGGAUCGCAAAGCACCUCCAUGCUUCGGACGAACAACUGUUGUCGUUAGCGGGAAGCCCAGGUUACGUCGCUCCUGAAGUCCUCACCAAACAAGGCCACGGGAAGGCCGUAGAUGUUUGGGGAACAGGUGUCAUCACCUACGUCCUACUCUGCGGUUAUACGCCUUUCCGAGCAGAAAACCCCGAGGCGCUCAUGAAGGAGACUAUCGCUGCCAAAAUCGAAUUUCAUACCAAGUAUUGGAAGAAUGUCUCGGACGAAGGUGUGCAUGUUGUUGACCUUCCAAGUGGAUUUGUCCAACCCAAGACUUCAGGCAAAGCUUUUGUGAAACGAUUGCUCAAUCCAAACCCUUCCGAGAGACCAACAGCAGCAGAAGCUCUAAAUGAUACAUGGUUGACAACCCAUGACCCUUCGACGGAACACGAUCUUGGUGCUGGUCUGCGGGAGAAUUUCGACCCUCGUGCUCGCUGGCGAUCUGCCAUCGCAAGUGCUCGUGCUUUAAGCCGACUUAACAGUGGCUUGUUGGCCCAGCGUGAACGGGAAAAGAAGAAGCAAAGUGGUUGGGCGGCUGUCAGUGAUGACGACGAUGAUGACGAAGAAGAGGAGAAUGGUAAAUCAAGCGGUGGAUUGAGUCCCGGCCUAACCCCAGCAACUACACAACCCGGAUUGAGUCCUGGCGGAGGGGAGGCGGACAAUAAACACGUUUCAGUCACACCGCCGCCCCCAGCAACUGAAAACGAACAAGAAAUGACCGAAGAACCGGAAGGCAUAGACGGAGAGGAAGAUGUCAAGCCAAAACCUAAACCACAUCCACAUGCGAAGCCGGGCGAAGACGACGAUUUGCCCAUGCCCGGGUCAUUUGACAUGUCCGGUCCAUCGACUGAGGGUCAAGGUUGGGGGGAAAUGUUAAGGAAGUUGACUCUACGACAGUGA